Molecule: messenger RNA, 762 nt
Organism: Onychostruthus taczanowskii (white-rumped snowfinch)
Lineage: Eukaryota; Metazoa; Chordata; Aves; Passeriformes; Passeridae
Product: C-factor-like
Exons: 6
Coding region: 1-762 (253 amino acids)
Source: RefSeq, a predicted model, not a curated record
AUGGAGGGGCUCAGCGUGGGCAGUGUCCUGCUGACCGGCUGCGACGGGGGGCUGGGCCUGGGGCUGCUGAAGGGGCUGCUGGAGCAGCCCAGCCCACCCCGGCACAUCUUCGCUGCUUGCCUGGACCCCCAGGGCAAGGCUGUUAACGAGGUGGCUUUGGGCUUUCCCAACGUCGUGAUCCUGCCUUUAGAUGUGACAGACCCCAACAGCAUCAAGGCAGCAGUCAGGAAGGUGCGGGCAGAGGUGGGAAGCGCUGGCCUCAACCUCCUGAUCAACAACACGGGCACCACGCGCCGCAGCACCUUGGCCACCGAGACAGCAGAGAACAUGAGCCUCGUCUACACCACCAACACCAUCGGGCCCCUGCAGACAAGCCAGGCCUUCCUGCCCCUGCUGAAGGAGGCGGCUGAGGCCGAAGGGCAGCGUGAGAUGAGCUGCAGCAGAGCUGCCAUCAUCAACAUCUCCAGCAUCCUGGGCUCCAUCGAGGUUGCAGAGGCUUGGGAGGAGAGGCAGGACAUCUGUUACCGCUGCAGCAAGGCUGCUCUGAACAUGCUCACCAAGUGCCUGGCCCUGGAGUACGGGAGCAGAGGGAUCCUCUGCGUGUCUGUGGAUCCUGGACAUGUGACACCUCCCUUGGAACAGGGGAUGGGCCCGGUGACGCUGGAGGAGAGCGUGCGGGGCGUCCUGCAGCUGCUGGCCCAGCUCUCAGCCACCAGCAAUGGCACCUUCUGGGACUGGAGAGGGCAGAGGCUGCCCUGGUGA